Tribolium madens (black flour beetle) is the source of this 1435-nucleotide messenger RNA. RefSeq names its product lethal(2)neighbour of tid protein (gene Alg3). The record is from RefSeq and is a predicted model, not a curated record. Gene Ontology annotation, cellular component: endoplasmic reticulum. The transcript is spliced from 3 exons. Gene Ontology annotation, molecular function: dol-P-Man:Man(5)GlcNAc(2)-PP-Dol alpha-1,3-mannosyltransferase activity. Bases 8 to 1435 code for a protein of 475 amino acids. Lineage: Eukaryota; Metazoa; Arthropoda; Insecta; Coleoptera; Tenebrionidae.
GUUUGCGAUGGCUCCGACUAAAAAUAAGCCGCCCAAAUCCGGGUUAAGCCCCGGUUUUUUCACAAUGGACAAUUUACGAAAGUACGUCUACGACCCCCAUUACUUGACACCCACGUGUUGUCUCCUCUUCCUGUUUGAAAUAAUUUUGAACAUUUUUAUAAUCGAAAAAGUGAAAUACACGGAAAUUGACUGGAAGGCCUACAUGCAGGAAGUUGAGGGGUUCAUGAACGGUACUUGGGACUACAAGGAGUUGAAAGGUGAUACGGGCCCCCUUGUCUACCCCGCUGGUUUUGUCUAUGUUUACUCACUUUUUUACAAAGUUACAUCACAAGGGAGUAACCUUUAUUUGGCCCAGUACAUCUUCCUGGUGUUAUAUUUAACCCAAACACUUCUAACGUAUCGAAUUUUUAUAAAGACAGUUAAAAUACCCCCUUAUGCGCUCAUUUUGACGACUUUGACCUCAUAUCGCAUACAUUCUAUUUACGUCCUACGACUGUUCAAUGACCCAAUUGCUGUACUCCUAUUUUACAUAAGUCUAAAUCUAUUUAUUUCAAAUCGGUGGUUUAUUGGGAGUUUUUUCUACUCCCUCGCCGUCUCAAUCAAAAUGAACAUUUUACUAUACGCCCCUUGUCUCCUAGUCGCUUAUUUAACAAACCUGACACUUGUUGAAACAAUCCUAAAUUUGUUUAUAUGUGGUUUGGUACAGUUGAUACUAGGGGCCCCCUUUUUAUACACCAAUCCUUGGUCUUAUCUGAAGGGAAGUUUCGAUUUGGGGCGCGUUUUCGAGCACAAGUGGACCGUAAAUUACCGUUUUUUGCCCCGCGAAAUUUUUGAAAGUCGACUCUUGCAUUUGGGUCUUUUGUCAUGUCAUAUUUUGCUCCUCCUGGUUUUCGCCCCCCUUUUGAAACGCUAUUUGAGCAGUUAUGCGAAAUUAAAACUAGUCACGGAUCAAGUCAAGAUACAACUCCACGACGAGAGACGCAAAAGACAAAAAGAAGACGAGAAAUUGAGUAAAGAACAACGGGCGUUUUUGGAAAGUUUCGAAAAACAAAUCAAAGGGGGUAGGGAGGUGAAAAAUGAAGAGUCAAAGUUUGAGGACAAGAUGAGUAAAGUGACUCAAUUGUUUGUUUUACCAUUUUUUGUUACUAAUUUGAUUGGGAUUGUUUUUGCUCGUUCGUUACAUUACCAGUUUUACAGUUGGUAUUUUCAUAGUUUAUUGUAUUUGGUUUUUUGUACCGGAUUUAGACGCCCUGUUAUGUUUCUAUUGUUGGGCCUUUUGGAGUAUUGUUGGAAUGUUUAUCCCAGUACGGACCUGUCAAGUGCCUUGUUACAUUUAUGCCAUUUUGUGCUACUAUUUGGUGUUUAUAGACAAUUGCUGCAAACUUCGAUGAUUGCCAAUAGUCGUGAAAAGUGGACUGAAAUCCAGAGAAAGUAA